AUAAAACAGAAUUCCACAAAGAAAUUGCAACUAUUCAUAAAGGGAUAGCAAUGUGCCACGUGGUUCAGUUGUAACUUCAUAAUGGAAGAAGAAAUUUUGCGGCGAAUGGCGAUAGUGGUCGAAACGUAAUUUUCAGGAAACCGGAAACUAUCAAAUUCAAUUCAAUUUCUAUGGGCACUCUAAUCCUAAAAAGUUCUCCCCAUUGGACUCUACAAGCCACUCGCAAACAUUCUUUCUCUAAACCCUUCUCUGCAAAUUUUUUCUCUACUAAUUCCAAACCCAGAUCUUGUUCCCUCAAUUCCAUUAAGAUGCAAGGCAGUGAAGCGACUACUGAGAAAAUUACAGAGAUAACAGAAACAAAAGUGAAUGGGAAGAAGAAAAUAUUUGUGGCUGGAGCCACUGGAAGUUCCGGUAAAAGGAUUGUGGAGCAAUUACUUGCGAAGGGUUUUGAGGUCAAGGCUGGAGUUAGAGAUUUGGAGAAGGCCAAGACUACCUUUUCUAGUGAUAACCCAUCUCUUCAAAUUGUGAAAGCUGAUGUAACUGAGGGGUCUGCCAAAUUAGCAGAAGCAAUAGGGGGUGAUUCUGAGGCUGUAAUAUGCGCUACCGGGUUUCGGCCUGGUUUGGACUUGUUUGCUCCGUGGAGGGUUGAUAAUUUUGGAACGGUAAACCUUGUUGAUGCAUGCCGUCAACUUGGUGUUAAUAGAUUCAUUCUCAUUAGCUCCAUUUUAGUCAAUGGAGCAGCAAUGGGUCAAAUAUUCAAUCCAGCUUACAUCUUUCUCAAUGUUUUUGGACUAACCUUAGUAGCGAAGCUUCAGGCUGAGCAGUAUAUCAGGAGAUCUGGUAUAAACUACACAAUAAUUAGACCUGGCGGGUUGAGAAAUGACCCUCCAACUGGAAAUGUUGUUAUGGAGCCAGAGGAUACUCUUUAUGAAGGAUCAAUAUCCAGAGAUCUGGUUGCAGAGGUUGCUGUCGAGGCCUUAGUCCAUCCAGAAUCGUCAUACAAAGUUGUGGAAAUUGUCUCUCGUGCUGAUGCUCCUAAGCGUUCUUAUACAGAUCUUUUUGGUUCCAUUAAGCAAAGAUGAUCAUUGUUGGAAAGCGGUAAUCCUUUCUUCAAGCCAGAGCAUUUACAUAUAAAAUAAUAUUUCUGAUGUUAUUUGUUGCCUACUUUCACUUGUUAGUAGAUAAACCUAGCUAGUUGUUUUGGCUGCUUCCAUAGAAUAUAGUGAGUAAUUUUCUUGGCUCUGAUGUUGUGUAACAUUUGUUAAAAAAGAAAAAUGACAUGUUUUAUAGGCAGUAAUUGAAAUAAAGGAAAACAAGAAUAUACUUGAAUUUUUUGAUUUGUAUUCAAAUAUUAUACAUUCAAGAAUCAUAAGACAAUAGUACAA
This is a messenger RNA of Jatropha curcas, 1385 nucleotides long. Its product is annotated as NAD(P)-binding Rossmann-fold superfamily protein. The record is from RefSeq and is a predicted model, not a curated record. Lineage: Eukaryota; Viridiplantae; Streptophyta; Magnoliopsida; Malpighiales; Euphorbiaceae.